ACGACAGAGGAAUGCAGGAGGCAUGAUAUUGUCGAGGGGAAACAGGUCCUCGUCACAAACAUCCCGCGCUGAAGAUCCGGGUCGCAGUUUGCGCCGCACACAUACCCAGGCAAAAGUCGUUUCCAGCACGAAGGGUGGCCAGUUACACUCGGGUGCUUUCGCAACGUUUGAGUGAGCAACUGUAACAGUGAAUGCCUCAACAGACUGCAGUGCAGAAAGUGUGUUUAUGCUUUUGUCGGAGGCGUGGAAGGCCCCGCCAGUGCCGGGGUAUCGCGCUCGUACCCGUGAAUCGAUGAACGUUGCUACCAACCGGGCCACCUCUGCGCUGGAAAAGUUCUCGCUCGAAGCAAGGUCUCCCUGACCUUUAGGGGCAAGGAAGGAAAGUGGGUGGGGAAGCCGGGAUACGUUUGUUGCUGUGUAAAACAUUAUCAGGUACGAAGGAUUGAGAAACGAAGCUUCUUUCGCCGACUGAAGCGGCAGAGGAAUGUACUGACGGGCGUUGCCCGUUACAACAGUUGGUCUGAGCCUCGUAGUGACCGUGCGCAGCGCCGAGCGGGCGGCAGGUCAAGUCAACUGCAGCCUCGAUUUGAAUCGCAACAGCUGCUCGUGUCGUUUGGUUUGUAGGAUAUCUGUCACUGUUUUGCAGACGACCAAGAGGGGUGGUGGUAGCGACUGUGUUUGCUGAUCGGGGUGGAAUUGUUGUGCCAGUUCUAAAGCGCUGCUUCCAAACACACUGCAGCUGUGUGCAGCAGACGACAUGUGAGGCCGCGCGACGGCUGCACUGCGGCGGACUAUGGCUAGUAAGCUGUCUGUGUGCGUGAUGUCCACGUUGUAUUUAAUGAGAAGACGCUGUCUGGAGCUGGUCAUCGCCGGCUCGUGGGUGACGCUGCUGAUGUUUCUGGUGUGGACCCUGGCCAACCAGCACAAUCCAGCUUUUUCCUUGCAAACCCGGACCAUCCAGGACGAGGAACGCAAGCGUCAGGGCCACCCGGUCGUGCGAGCCAUGUACCCGUUGCCAUUCCGGCCCAACAGGUCCAAGGGCCCCAAACCCAAAGCAGUCGAUGCACAUUUCAACAUCUCGAAGGGGAAGAACAAGAUACUCACUUUGGGGAACGCUAAGGUUUUGGUGACCCGUGGGAAAGAGUCGCCGCGCCACGUGGCAACGACUACAGCAAGCCCACGUGGUAGAGGUGGGGAGAGGAAGGCGGUUCAGCACAUGCGCACUACUGCUUCUCUCGUGGAUCGGGAACGCAAGCCGGCCAAGGGAUCCAAAAAUUUCAGGAAGGACCCUAAAGUGCCGGACCAUCCUAGUAAGAGGGGCGUUCAAUCCAACCCUGCCAGACCCCACCGGGAGAGAAAGGUUGCAGUUUGACUUGUCGAGUGCUGUGUCGUGCCGAGGGAGGGUGUCAAGGUGGGGACUCUUGAUGUGACUUGGAUUCAGUUUCACAGACACACGCACGCACGCGUACACACACAGGUCGACGUAUCACUUCAUCACUUUAACAUUUCAAUGUAUCUACUCCACACAUUCCUGACUCGUAAAGUGUGUCUCGUGCUCUCAAGGACUUGUGGCACUGUGCUUAUUUAUGCUGCUGCUCUGUACACCAAUAAGGUGCCUGUACGGAUGUAAACAACCUCUAUUCCUGGUGUCAUGAAGUGGUCUGCAUAGGUUUGGCAAGUGUAACCACUUCACAGACACUUGUGACUAAAUUUGCUGACCACGCUUUCCGCUAACGACAAAUGAGUGCAUGCUGUUUCCAGAUGUAUCUAUGGUGGACCGGCCAUCAAUUAAUUCAGUAUGCCCACUUGCACUUUGCCUUCUGGAGAUUUUUAAAGUAAAAAAUCUGACAGUGCUCUCUCUCUCACUCUCUCUCUCUCUCUCACACACACACACACACGCACACACCUACACAUUUUUUGGCUGCACACUGCCUGACUUUAAUGUACAUGAUUAAUAACUUAUAAAAAAAAUAGGAAAGCAACAGUGAAAUAAUAAAAAUGUUUCUAUUGAACGCUCUGAUCCCUGUGAUAUGAAAACAUCGAUCCUUUUUCCCUGACUAAAUUUUUUUAAUGGUUUUUGAAAUGCGUUUUCUUUGUGAUGGUUUGUUAGCUAACAGACAACUGUGUUGGUUUACAGAUGGGUUAAAUGAACCAGGAUAUAUUUGGGAUAAUGUGGCGGCUUAGCGAACUGAGCUACACAUUUUUGGGUUUCCAGUCUAACAGACAUUGGUUUGCUGUUAUCGGAGUUCUACCGAGUGCACUUGUCGGAGGCAAUAAUCUAGCUUCCAGACAAAUAUGUGGGCUUUGACAUUGGUUUGUUUAGUGGCAGAUUACCCAGCACACAGACAGCUGGGUGUACGUGUGGCAGUUUAUCGAAUGUGAAGAUUGGAGCUUAUUAACAGUUUGCCAGGCAUAAAAGUUCCUUCUGAAACAUAACUCAUACUGCUACAAUUCUACAUCCUCUGAGAUGCUGGUUAUUUUAUGAGCUUCGCGUGAUCCACUUGCCCGACAUUGUCAGAUACCCGACAACAUGUCUCCUGUUAAAAAGUACAGUUCAAUCAGUGUAUUGUUUACUCCGUAGAGGAACAAGAAACUCUCAACUGUAAAAAAAAAACCUAAUAGGUAUAAGUGAGGUUUUGUGGCAAUGUAUAGGGCCUGAGGCCUUGGGCUUUAUUCUCUCUGGAGGCUGAUUGCUCUAUGAGAGUAGUAUUGUACUCUGGGGCUGUGCGGGGUUAAUAUAUUGGGGUCUAGUUCAGAGCUGUUUGCUGACACAGUAGCACAUUGGGAGUUUGUAAAUAUGUCAUUGUUGAGAGAAAGAGCUAAGGGUGUUUUGCCAAAGGGUACUUCCUGCUGUUGUGACUGGUUUCCUGUCUCAGACAAAAACACUUAGUAGACUACGGUUGUGAUACGCUGUUUGUUGUUUUGGAGAAAGAAGGGUACAAUCUAACACAGUAUGACUAUAUGUAUAUAUUUGUGUGUGUGUGACUUAAUUACUGUAGCAUUUUGCUGAACUAAAUGCGUGGGGAUAUUUUUAAUGGGAUGGAUAACUGGUUGAUAACCAUCAAACAUUAUUGUGACGGUGUGCCACGCAAGUGUAAUCCGAGAGCUCGUCGAGUUGUUGCCACAUGUUUGUUCCCAGUUUGUCGUGGUAAAAAAAAAAAAUGUGAGAUCCUUGGGUGUCUCUAAUGCUUUUUUCUCAGGAAAGAGACUUGGAUAGAGUUACAUUAUGAUGUUUGGCAAACUAAUAAAAUGAUCAUGUUUUUUAA
Pomacea canaliculata is the source of this 3266-nucleotide messenger RNA. RefSeq lists its product as uncharacterized. The transcript is spliced from 2 exons. The coding region runs from base 794 to 1372 and encodes 192 amino acids. The record is from RefSeq and is a predicted model, not a curated record. NCBI's taxonomy places the organism in Eukaryota, Metazoa, Mollusca, Gastropoda, Architaenioglossa, Ampullariidae.